Molecule: messenger RNA, 309 nt
Organism: Calliphora vicina (urban bluebottle blowfly)
Lineage: Eukaryota; Metazoa; Arthropoda; Insecta; Diptera; Calliphoridae
Exons: 3
Coding region: 1-309 (102 amino acids)
Source: RefSeq, a predicted model, not a curated record
AUGAAAUAUUUAGUGAUAUUCGUAUUUAUUUUAAAUAUUUGUUCUGAAAGUUUUGCUGCCGAAUACUCAGGAAUAUUUAAAGAUCCAGCAUAUCCGGGAAAAUGUGUAUAUGAGAAUUUAGUUUUGGCUGCUGGUGAGGAGGCUAAAUUGCCCCAAGAAUGCGGAGUGAUUUUUUGCGAGAAUGACAGUUUUGCCACUGUACAAACUUGUGGUGUAAUGAUACCUCCAUCAGGUUGUAAAUUUACAGAUUUUAUAAAUAUAAAUGACCCAUAUCCAGAAUGCUGUGAAAAGAAACUUGUGUGUUAUUAA